CGUCUACAGAGUAGCUGCGAGUGCUCGUGUUGGCGCAUGUGGACGCCAAUCGAGCUUGUGCGAGGGAGAGAGUGAACGAGAAAGAGGGAGGGAGAGAGAGAGAGAGAGAACGAAGGGACCGAAGCCACCAGGAAUAUCGGGAUUUAAGAGUGAGUAAAUUACCACAGCGCUCUAUUGCGGGUUACGUUAUGCAACGCACUCCUUCCAACCGCAGCGGUGGAUCACUGUGCGCGCGGGAGACCAGAAACAGAAACCGUAGCACAAGCUGAUUACAGGGGCAACGGGGAGCACACAGUACUGCAACCGCCUGGAAGUCACACACAGACUCGGCAAUGACAACACUGCGCGUUCCCAUGGCACAAACGGAGACUAAAUACAGAGAAGACCUGAACCCACCUGUCAAUUGUUUUCCAGAGGAAGUUUAAAAACAGAGAAUUGUUAGAGAAUUUGGGACUGAAGAAGUUUGAAGAAGAAGGGAGCAACUUGAGAAAGGACCUUGGGAAACUUCCAGGUGGAAAUGAAGGAGUGACCACUGGUUAUCCCUCUCCCUCUUCGCCUCUUCUUCCCCCUCCAUGGGACGUGAGACCAGGAGGAUUGGGGGGCUGUCCCUGCUGGGACCCCUGCUGCUGGUGCUGCUCACCUGGGCAGCGACCCUCCAUUCGGCUCAGGGCCAGGAGGGGUCUGCCGACGGCCCGACUUACCUGAGCCCGACACACCUGAGCCCAAUGGACCUCAGUGUGGCGCCGGAGCAGCUGAGCACAGCGGAGCAAGAGCUGAGGGCCAUCGCAGACCCCACGGUGGAGGACCUGGGGAACAGCACGCAGAUGACCACCAGCAACUACACAGGCCUGAACUGUGUGUCCCUCCUGCCGCCCCGUAGGGGCUCCUUCUAUGUGGAGCAGGGCACUGGGGUGUCGGUGGGUACCGUGCUGGCCUUCUGGUGCCGCGAGGGCUUCCAGCUGGUGGGCAGCGAGCGGCUCUCCUGUAUCCUGCGCUCUGGCGCCCCCAAGUGGAGCAACUACCAGCCUGUCUGUGAGGCCAUCCCUAAGCCAGAGGACCGUGGUCUGAGAGUGGCGGUGCUGGCCUCUGUGGUGAGCGGCAUCGUGAUCCUGGCCAUGUCCGUGUCCUUCAUCAUCUGCUGCCUGCAGGAAGCACCAACAAGGGGCGGGGGCUGGACCUGCGAAAGCAGCAGCAGGAGGAGAGAUAAGCUUCGCCACUCAUCCCGGCGGAGUGACUGCUGGUUAGAGAGGGAUGACAGCGACUGCGAGGCAUUUCCCCCUCCCAAAAUCUUCCACCUGACCCCCCGCUACGAGCCACACUACCCCCCCAACAGCCCCCUCUACGUGGGGGGAAUUGCCGGCUACGACAACCGCGGCUACCUAAGGAGUCAGGAGAACCUUCUGAAAGCACCCCUGCCAGGUCUCUACCGCACCGAGAGCCAAAUAUACCCCCAUAUGGUGCUCCAGAGGGUACCCACCCCCACCGCCCCCACCCCUUCUGCUCCAACUGCCCCCCUCUACCUCCACCUCCAGCCCCAGCCCACCGACAGCUCUGCUGCCCCCACACAAGUCCUGUCCCCCUACCACAAACCCUCCUACCACAGCCCCAACGGCACCCCCCAGAGGCUGUGGCAGUAACUACACACAGAGGGGCAUUUAGGACUCUCCGAGGACGCUGGGCGCACUACAGUAGGACGUCAUUGGAAGUACUUUAUCAUUAGGAGGACCACUGGACAUUGCAGGACAUUGCGUGGCCACUGGACACUGAAGAGGGAGUGUGUCAUGUUUAGUUCUUUGAGCUCUCGUUGAGGGAUAUAUUUAGGGGUAUUUUUUAUAGCGAGUGUUUAGGGGUGUCGUGGUGACAUGAUUACUUCCCAAGUUUCUCCUCCAGUUCAAGUGAUAUGAUUUUUCCAGAUUUCCCAGAUUUUUCCUAUAUGGACGAGUUGGACAUGCAGUACGUAGCUGUAUAUUGACAGUUUUAAAACAACACUAAAUGCUGAGAUUUAUGAUUGUAGGGAAUUUUGUUCCCUUUUUUUAAAGUAAGCAGGUCACACACAUUUUUUGGGAUGACACACAUUUUGUAGGACGUUUCCAGGUAGUGUUUGGAUAACUCCCGUAAGACGUCAACCGCCAGGAAGAGCUUUGAAUGUGAGGUGUCAGCCAGGGACGAACCUGAUCCAAACCACAUGGAGCCACCACCUGACACUCCUCCUGUGGUUUGAUCAUAACUCACACCAUCUCUUCUCACCUGUCAGAUCACGGAGACAACACGGAGACAACGGAGUCUGUCCAUGCAGCGUCAUGGCAACAGGAUUUGUUCAGUGUUGUUUGUUUGUUUUUUUUUUUUUUGUUCAUUACAUUUCCUAACAUUUCUGAAAUUGUGCUUUUAUUUUGUCAUUAUGGAUUAUUGAGCGUAGAUUGAUAUUUGGUAUUAAGCUACUUUUCUUAUGUUGCAAAUCAUAAGAAAAUAUGUUGCAGCAUUAGAAAACGGUGACUAUAGUGAGAGGUCAGAAUUCUUUUUGAGUGCACUGUACUGCAUAAGGAACUCUCUUUGCUUAUCACAAUACCAUGCUUUGAAAUUAAAUUACAAUUGCUCCCCAACUUCGUGUCAGGAUGCGCGCGCGCGCGUGUGUGUGUGUGUGUGUGUGAAAGAGAGAGAGAGUGUGUACACCCUGUGUGGGUUUUCUCUUCCUAGGGGGAUAAAUGGGCGAGUCACUGGAGUCACUUUGAAUGUUCAGUAUGGAUGCAUCUGACUUUUGACAGUUGACACCUGCAGUUUGACCUUUUACUGUAGAUUUGUUUGUUUUC
Alosa alosa (allis shad) is the source of this 2807-nucleotide messenger RNA. RefSeq lists its product as uncharacterized. NCBI's taxonomy places the organism in Eukaryota, Metazoa, Chordata, Actinopteri, Clupeiformes, Clupeidae. Gene Ontology annotation, cellular component: plasma membrane. Bases 573 to 1637 code for a protein of 354 amino acids. The transcript has 5 exons. The record is from RefSeq and is a predicted model, not a curated record.